AUGUUUGCUCUUUUUCAUUUCAGAAAACAUGCCCUGCAAUGCCAUCCAAUGCGGCAAGCCUUGUUCGAUGUGCUAUGUGAAGUUAAGGAAAAAACUGAAAUGUCAACUACUUCAGCUCUGCAAAUACGAGCCGGCACUGAUGACCAACCGGAGGAUCCGCAAUUGAUGCGGUUGGAUAACAUGCUGGUGGCUGAAGGAGUGGCAGGACCAGACAAGGGAGCUCCACUUUCGGGCGAUGCCUCCGGUGGAGAUCAGGCUGAUUAUCGUCAAAAGCUUGGCCAGAUUCGUCUUGUAUAUAAUCAGGAGCUACAGAAAUACGAAGAGGCAUGCUCAGAGUUUACCCAACAUGUAAUGUCUCUCCUGAAAGAUCAGUCUCGAGUUCGGCCGAUCAGUCAAAAGGAAAUCGAGCGAAUGGUGUCAAUAAUCCAGAAGAAAUUCAGCGGAAUUCAAGUCCAGCUUAAGCAGUCCACUUGUGAGGCAGUUAUGAUUUUGAGAAGUCGCUUCUUGGAUGCCAGGCGUAAACGUCGUAAUUUCUCUAAACAAGCUACGGAAGUUUUGAAUGAAUAUUUCUAUUCGCAUUUGAGCAAUCCGUACCCGUCGGAGGAGGCCAAAGAGGAACUCGCUCGGCAGUGUAACAUUACAGUGUCUCAGGUGUCAAACUGGUUCGGUAAUAAGAGAAUUCGCUAUAAGAAAAACAUCGCUAAGGCACAAGAAGAGGCGAAUAUGUACGCUGCAAAGAAGGCUGCAGCCCAUGGCCUUGGAGGUCUUCCUGGAGCAAAUUAUGGCAUGCUAGCAGGGUCAUCAUCGAUGCUCAAUCCCUACCAAGGAAUGUUGCCAGGUCAAGAUCUAACCCAUAUGGGAAUGCCACCCGGCUUUGAUCUCUCUGCUUAUAAUCCUCAAUUAGUGAGUUCAAGCUCUUUGAGUUUUUCAAAUGGCACAAUAUCAAGCGAACCUGGAUAG
This is a messenger RNA of Haemonchus placei, 960 nucleotides long. Lineage: Eukaryota; Metazoa; Nematoda; Chromadorea; Rhabditida; Trichostrongylidae. The record is from the annotation of a GenBank genome assembly.